CGGUCAGAAGGCGGAGCUUAUCGGCAAACUCGCGUCGAAGCUGGCUCCACUGUCAAUUCGAGAGUCGCGAAGAGUACGCUCGCGUCUAUUACGUGGUGUGUUUAUAGUGAAGUGGAUUUUGUGAUGAGAUUAUCGAAUGUCGUGAAGUGAAAGAUAGUGUUGUUUUAUCAAAAAGUGCAACUUGUGGGAUGUACAAUGUUUAUGGUUCACUUAUAGUGAAUAAUCAAAAUGUGUGAAUCACAAUUGUGUGCAAAAUUGAUUUAUGCCACGUAGUGACGCGAACGGGUAAUGAUUCCUAAUGUGGAGUUCGAAGCAAGAUGGUUAGAGAGACUCGGCACCUGUGGGUUGGAAAUUUACCCGAUAACAUUCGUGAAGACCGAAUAAGGGAGCACUUCAAACGUGGCGGUGAAGAUAGUUCGAGCAAUACGUGUCCAAUAGCUGCGUCUGCUGCUGCGCCUGCUACGUGGCGAGGGACAAAUGAUAGCGCUACGGAGUACUGUCGUCGUGGUAAUACACCCGCUGCAUACGGCAGGUAUCAGCGCAACAAUUCUACGGCACCUUAUUCUACACCACCAUCUAAUGCUGAAAGAACAACUCCACACCAUCGAUGGUACGCAAGUGGGGAUAGAGUGGCCGGUGCGACCGGUGGUGAAAGUACACCUAGUACCCCUGGUGGUGUUACGGAAGGAGGGCGAAGGAGACGCCACUCAGGAUCAGGCUCGUCGCGAUCGGACUCAAGCUCGCCUGAACCGAGCGACACUUCUCGGGCUUCCACACCUGCUACUCAACCAUUACUUUCUCAUCAUAGCAAUCAUCGCACGCCGACGUCGUUACAACACCAAUGGGCGUCAACGGCGAGUGGUAGACCUCUGGCCAUCUGUGUGCGAAAUCUACCGACGCGAUCUACUGAUAGUUCUUUGAAGGAUGGUCUUUACCAUGAAUACAAGAAACAUGGAAAAGUUGUAUGGGUUAAGGUAGUUGGUCAGAAUGCUGAUAGAUACGCGGUGGUGCGUUUUAAAAAGCCGUCCGAUGUGGAGAAGGCGUUGGAAGUAUCACAAGAUAAACUUUUUUUUGGCUGUAAGAUCACUGUGGCGCCUCAUCAAAGCUGUGAUGAAGAUGCAGAUUCGGCUAAACCUUACGAGACUGAUAUCGAUGAAUACCAUCCGAAGGCCACUAGGACGCUGUUCAUCGGUAAUUUAGAGAAAGAUGUUACGCAGCAACAGCUUCGUGACAAGUUUAAACACUUUGGGCGCAUAAUAGAAAUUGAUAUAAAAAAGGGAAGCAGUGGCGGUGCGGGAUAUGCGUUUUGUCAAUACGCAUCAAUUUCAAGCGUGGUGGAAGCAAUUAGAGCUAUGGAUGGCGAAUACGUCGGCGGCUCUCGCGUCAAACUAGGUUUCGGUAAACCUGUUGCCACAACCUGUGUAUGGGUCGAUGGUCUCACCGAACAUACGGAAAAACAGGUGCUGAGCGCGGUGUCGCGGUGCGGCGGCGCCACGUCUGUGUGCGUGGACCGCGCAGCGGGCGCGGCGCUGGUGCACUUCGAGCAGGCGGCGGCGGCGGGCGCGGCCGUGCGCGAGCUGCGCCGCGUGGCCGCCGCCGUGUCGGCCGCCGAGCCCGACCACCCGCGCCUCUGUGUCGACUACGCCUCGCGCGAGUGCCAGGAGGCGUUUUACGAACAACUUGAGAAACACGGCGGGUCGGCGGCAUUAACUGGUUCUGAAAGACUGAGUGGUGAUCCUGCAACGCGUUACUUGCCGUCUACCCGUCAUGAACCUAUUCGGUACGACGGUUGUGGAUCUCGAUCUCGAGCAUCUAGUUACGGUCGAGGGUCUUCAAGAACUCCGCGCUACUCCACAAUCGAACAUUACGAUCCUACAGAAUAUGCUGCGGAUCGGCGAUACAGGGUAUACGAUGAAGUAGGUUCGAGCCCGCAACCGGAAGAUGCAUCCUAUGAAGAAAGGUUGCAGUCUGUCGUGGUGUCACCCCACCGUGCGCGGCGCCAUCGUCGCGAUUCUAGUCCUGACGAUCGCAAACAUUCUAAAGAAAGGCAUCGCAGUGUCGGCACACGUCGUUCUCGUUCAGGCUCCCGUGGAGGCGAACGCCAUGUGGCACGGCGGCGCCACCGGCGGCGGCGCGACGGGUCCGGCUCGCGCUCGCGCGCCGGCACCCCGCUGCGCGACGAGCCCGACGCGCUGCCCGCCGAGCCGCGCCGGGCGCCUCGGGAGCGGCCCCCGCUGCCCAUGAGCUUGCCACUACCGAAGUUCGCAGAGCAGUUGCUACGCGUAGCCCCACCGACGCCGCGUCCGGCUCCCGCGCCCGCGCCUGACUCACCUCCUCGCCCCCCAUCUGUCUCAUCUUCGAGUGGGGGCUCUGCUCCACAUUCGCCUUCGUUGGAAGAACGUAUCCGUAGUCUCGAUGAAAAACUUAACGGUUCACGUGCUCUCGCUGAUGCUCCCGAUCGAACCCGCCUCCGCCACCGACUCCUCGAUGUCGACAUCAAUGAAGUAAAACCAUCAGAAGUUGUACGAUCCUUACUUGCAAAACGUUCCGUUUUUGAUGAAGAUUCUGAACGUCUGGAAGGUGCAGGGAGGCCGCCAAGUCCUGGUGGAAGUCCACGCGGCCGUGCAUCUGCGCCCACUCCACGUGCGUUGCGGUACCCUUUCCCGGCGCACCCGCCGCCGCCGGCGCCACCCGCGCCUCCCACGCCGCCUACGCCGCCUACGCCGCCCGAUAUGGAUGGGGACGCGGCAGAUCACAGUAUAGCGAGGUUGCGUAUUGAUCAACGGCAUGAGUGUCGCGCACGUCCGCGAACACCUCCACCACCACCACCGCCGCCGCCACCAGAACCAGAACCCGAGCCCGAGCUAGAGUUUGGACAGAAUUGUGAGCCUUCCACCCCUGAACGUGAAAACCGGGCCGUGUCUAUUGAACGACGAAUAUCUGAGAGUUAUUUAGCCGAAGGGAAUGGUACCUUGUCUAAUUUGGUGGAUGGUAACCAAGAAUGUAGCAUUGAAAGCGAAGAAUCCCUCACGGCUUCUCGAGAACAAGAUAUUAAUUUUUCUAAGGGCUCCAAAAGUCAAACUGACGAUCGCGAAGGUUGUAUAGUGACUAGAUCGGAUUCAAUAACUCUUGAAGCCGAGGCUUGUGAACGGGAUAGAUCGGAUGUUCCUCUUACUUUUCAUUUAGAAGACAGUAGUGCUCGUGAUGUCAUGGAAAUGUUAUUAAAGCGAGUUGAAAAUUAUGAUGACUGUCAAAAGUGUGAUCCGCAGUUUGAUAAGAAGUUUAAAUUUAGCAAGGAAAACCUUUCUAAUUUAGAACAUAAACAAGAAGAACCACCUUCAAUUGACCAUGAAAUCAAGCUAGAUCCUAUGGUUCACGAAAACCGAAAGUCAAGAGAAGAUCACGAAAUUCAAAUUACCAAAGAAUUAAUUGAAUUUGAAAAGCAACAUCACUUAAAUGCAAUUAAUUCAAUAAAAACAAAUAAUGUUGAAGUAGUUCAAGAGACUGUAAAGGGCAAUGAAAAAAGUUAUAAGGAAAGGCAUACUCACAAUUUCCACAAUAUAAAACUUGAAAAAGAAAAUAUUCAAUUUGAUAAAUCAUUUGAAAAAGUCAAUAUAAAUGUUUCUUCACUAUCCGAUAAGAAAAACGUAGAUUGUGAAAAAAAUGAAGAUCGCGUACGGCUUGAUCGUGAAAAGAUUAGGCACAGCAAAGAUAAACAUGAUUCUGAAAAAGAAAGAAACAAAAGCAGUAAGGUUGAAAAAGACAAAAGACCUAAAGAUGAUCAGUUUGGGGAGAAAAUGUUUUGUGAAAAAAUUGACAAAUCUAGAUCUGAUAGAGAUGUCGAAAAGCCCCAUAAAGAUAAAAAUGACAAAGACUCUGACAAAACAAAAAAUCUCGAGGAAAGGUCUUAUAGACAUGACCACCACAAAAAAGAUCGAAGUGACCGAGAUAAAAGGAAAGAAUCAGUUGAAAACGAAACUACAUCUUCCAAGAAAAAAGAUGAUAAGCACAAGCAUGAUAGGACUAAAAAAGAAAAUGAACUAAAGAGAGACGGUAAAAAAGAAACUGAAUCUGUGAGAAAUCGCAAAUCUUCCAGGGAUGAAAAUACUAGGGACUUGUGUCGCAAAGAUUCUACCGAUUCCUCAACUUCUAGGGCUUCACAUGAGUCUUCAAAAGUAAAAGAUUUAGAAAUUAAUGAAGCCAAGGACGAUGUUAAGCCAAAAUAUAAGCAUUCAGAAUUAUUUGUGAAACUUGACGGUGAUAAAGAUCUUCUAAAAACCGAAAUUAAAGAAGAAAAAGAUUUUGGCAACACUGUUUAUACCAAACACAAAAAUGAAACUUCACACGAACACAGUACUAAAUCGAAAGUAGACGUUACUGAAAAACAAAGGCAUUAUUCUCUUGAUUCACCCAGUGUUGAUUCGAAGCGAAAAGAGCGAUUAAGUUCAUGUUCUAGUUUGCCGUCCAACAUAGGACAUAAGCGUAGAAUGUCUUCUCAAGAUAGUAUCGAUUUAUUCAACGAAGAUAACAAUAAAAAAUGCAAAAGCGACUCAAAACAUCCUGAAAGAAGGGAUUCUAAAGAUUCCCGCUCUGAAAAUAGACACAAAACUACUAAAUUCAGUAAAGGCCAUUUUGCUAAGAUAUUAGAGAGUAAAACUAAGGAUGAUAAGAAAAAUCAAGUGAAGCCUCCAGAUGAUAAUUUUGUAGAAUACAAAGAAACUGAUUCAAAAGACCAUAAGAGUCUAGAACGCAUAAAAUCAUUAAAAAAGAGCCCCAAAGAGGAAAACGAGGAAAAAUCUAAUACGGAAGUCCCUCCAGAAGGACUGCAAAAUGAUUUAGAUUUUCUAGCUACUUUAGAACUAAGAUCAAGUGAAGAAGAUGAAAGGCAAAGAGCUCUUAGAAAAGAAAUGAAGGAGAAGAAACGAAUUCAGCAAUUACAGCAAAUUCAGGAACUGCAGAUGCAACAAGACGCUAUGCAUCAUUCUGAAUUUAAGGGAAAGGAUGAGAAAAAAAUAAAAUGUGACGAUAAAAAGAAAGAAACAGCUCGAGAAAAACGACUGUCAACGGAUCGUAAAAGUAGAGAUGAAAAAAUUGAUCAUAGUAAACGUAAGAGUCGUAAACCGGUUCAUAGCAGCGACAGUUCUGAUUCAGAUGAACCAAAGAAACAUUCUAUAUUUGACAUUAUUGACGAUGGUCCAACGUACAUAUCUAUGUACGACAAGGUAAAAGCUCGUUCAUGUAAAAAUAUGCAAAAACAAGAAGAAGAAAAACGACAAGAAAAGAUUAAAGCAAAGUUUAGUCAGUUAAAACAAAGCAGAGCAAAACGAGAAGAAAAGAAGAGGUCUAGUUGGGAUGAGGACAGUGAUUCAGAUCAAGAUAGAAAGAAAUAUCAUAAAUCGUCUGGGGAUAAUUCAUCCGACGACGACAUCGUAAUCCAUACUAAGAAAAGGGAAAAGUGCUUUGAUCUCGAACGUAUUAAAACUGAUGAGUAUUACGAUGGCAGUACAAAUGAAGAAGAUAUGCGCAACAAAUUGUCGCGUAAGAAUUCAAGAACUCGGAUCAUGUCUGACACUUCCGACGACGAAAUUUCCAAAAGAAGUGCAAGUAAAAGUCCGAAUUUCCUAGAUAAUAUUAAAAAAGAACAUCUGUCAGAUUCAGAACCUGUUCAAAGAACUAAAAGUGAUGAAUGCAAAGAUUCAAAUGAAAUUCAUUCCAAGAGGAAUUCUUUGUUGAACUUAUUUGGCAAGAGUGAUAGUGAUGAUAGCAAAUUGAAACUUAAUGUCGAAAAUGAUAACGGUUAUAAAACGAGCUACAUUAAAUCUAUGUGUAAUGACUUUUCUUCUGGAAGUGAAUCAGCUUGUAAUAAAAAUUGUUUGGAAAAUCGUCGAAAACAUAAAAAGAAGCAAAAGAAACACAAGUCAACAUACUCAGAUGAUGAAAACAAAAAUGAUAACAGUGACACAAAUUUCUUAGAGGGAUACAAACAUAAAGCAAUUGAAAAACAGCGUCGACACAGUAACAAAAAAGAUAAAAGAAAAGAUAAAUUACGAGAUAGCAUCGAUGUGGAUGAUACACGUGAUGAUAAAAAUAAAUUGAAGAAAGAUAGAAAAACAAACAACUUUGACAUUAACACCGAAAUAAUAUGUAAUUCUAUUAAAAAGGAGGGUAAAAUGGAAGAUAUAUUUGGUCCUUUAUCAGAUGACUCUGAUCGAGAUACUCGAGGGCAUUUGGGUCAUAAGUCAGAUUUUUCAUCUCAUGAGAUUGAGUCUAGUUUCUGUACAAACAAUUCGGACUAUAAACUGAAAGAAGAUCGUCGUAAAAAAGAAAGAAAGCGCAAAGAGAACCGAUAUUUCAAGGAAGAUGAUAAUAGCCUUGAUGUAGAUGCUGUAAGUAAAGCAAUUGAAGCUCGGCUGUUUGCUGACGUCAUGAUAGACGAUGACAGUCGUAAUAAAGUGGAAACUCUUUCUGAAAGCCUUAAUAAAAUUGAAAAAAUAAAUGACAUGAAAUAUGUCGAAGGAAACAUAAUAAGCGAAGUAGUUAAACAUGAAAAAAUGAAAAGAGAGUGUAAGGAAAAGAAAAAGAAAAAGAAGAAGAGUAGGGAAGAUCGUCAAAGCCGUAAAGAACAUAUUAAUUUCUAUAACCAAGAGAAAUCAGAUAUUGCUGAUAACCACGACCUGAUUGAGAACAUUGAAAUAUCACCUAAAACAAUGUUACUGGAUAUACCGCUGCCAAACGAUGACCAAUCAGUUAGCACAGGAGACAAACUUGAAAAUUGUAAGCCACACCUUGAAAAACAUAGUUUACCUCGAUUAACAGAUAGUCCUCCUAUAGUGAUACAAUCGGAUGAAAACACAGAUUCUAAAAGUGUUGAUUCUAGCAAUGUAGUACUUGACGACAUUAAAAUGGACUAUGUUGAAGGUAAAGAAAUUGAAAUAGAAGAAAUUCCUAUGCCACCUCCAUUUGAAACCAUUGUAACUGACAUAAGUGAAGUUCCAUUACCAAAAGACCCCUUGCCAAGUAAACUAAAUCAUAAUAGGGAAGAUUGCUAUUUGUCCAGUUUAAGCAGUGAUGGUGAUUCAUGCGAAGAUGCUGUGCGAAAUAUAAUAAAUCCUGAGAACGAUCUUGAUAAGACUGAUAAAUCUUUAGACCUUCUUGACAUGCCUCCUUGUAAAUCUGAUAAGAAAGCGGAGGAGAAGCCUAGAGCGAUUAUUUCACAAGAGGAGACCGAGGACGCUGUUGCCGCCUUACUAGGCGAAAGUUUCGGAGGGAAAACUAAUUCAUUUUCUAGUUACGAGGAGACUGAAAAUAACUCAACACUACCAAUCGAAAACGAAGGUGUAGCAAUUGAAACCGAAAUUAUUCCGGAAGAAGAUGCCGAAGAAAUGAGACAAGCAGUUCAAAAUCUUAAUGCUAGCGAGAUGGAAAUGAAACCAGAUACUCCUGUGUCAGAUAAUGACCUUUUAUUAAUCGAUACUGAUACUGAAGAAAAUGACGAAACGCCUCAAGAUUCUAUAGAAAAAUUGCCUGUCAAUAUUAUAGCUACAAGUCAGGCCUUGACUGCUAACUCGGAACCCAAUAAAUGCAAUGAAUCAAACAAUUUGGUCCCCGAAACAAAAUCUAUCAUAAUACCGCCCGUUACUGCUGCUAUCACUACUACUAUGUCUUCUACUGCUACUACUGCUACUACUGCUACUACUGCUACAACGUCGGAUAGUGAGUCUAAUAUCAAAAACACAGAAACGGAUGUGAAGAUUCAACUGACUAAAAGAGAAAAUGUCCAAAUAAUAACAUCAACUGCUACGCCCGUGAUUACAUCAUGGACAUUAACGAAUAACAAGCUGCUAGAACCACACGUUGUGAACAUACAAAAUAAUUCUCUGCCUGCAACAAACAAAAAUGAACUUAAGCCCACCCAUAUAACUGCAAACAUCGUUCAGAUUAAGGGACCUCAAAGCCAGGCUGUUCAAAUAAAUAAUUCUUCAAGACCCAUGAUGACUCAGACACGACUGAAUGCUCCAUACCAAGUAAUAAAUCAGAUGAUUCGUUCUCAGUCACCGAAUAUGCAACCACCUACAAUUAAAAUUCCAGAACCUCAUAUUUUAUACCAAAAACCACAAGGAAUUGUAAUAUCACCUAGAAUGUCUAAUGAUCCUAGAAUGCAAAGCCCAAAAGCUAAUUCACAGAGCGAAAGUUUAACAUCGCCACGUCUAAAAAAUAUGGCAGUUAUAAGCACGUCACCUCAAAACUUAAAUACAGUGGGUAAAAUGUCCCCCAACACUAUUCAACAAAGAUCUCCUGGGCAAGUCACUGUUGUUAGAAUGCAGCAGCCUCCAUUGAGCCCUAUUCAAGCCAUGCACAUGCCGCACGGCGCAAGAACUAUGCUAUCACCAAACAGACCUAACUCUGUAUUAGUACAAACCCAAAGCGCGCCAAUCCAUUUUAAUCGAUUACCUGUUACGCCGGUGCUAACACCAAUUUCGAAACAACUGAAUGUUAAUAAUUUGCCUCAACAAAAUAAAAGUAUCAGCGUAAACACAACUCCGUUGAUACAUCAACAAAAAAUCUUAUCCAGUGAUUGUAGAAAAGGGGAACAAAGAAGUGUAUCGGAAACCAAUGUUGAAAGUUCAAAAAUUAUUCUAUCUCCCACAAAUCUACAACACAGCACCAAUCCUACAGUUAUGGCUCAGAAUCGAUUAAUAUCAAUGCAAAACGCUAUGCAUACCAGUAACAAGCCUACUAUUCACCUUAACAAAGUUUUAAUAAAUUCAGUUAGCCAACUAAACGAUAAACGAGAAAUAAAUCCACAGAAACCGGAUAAAGUUAAUCAUAUGCCUUUUGCACCGACACCUAUAAUCCACGUAGCCGGAGUCAAUGCUGCCUAUACAUCUGCAGCAACGUCUAUUAUUCAGGGUGGCACGAAAUCAGUGGUGUCUAGCGGCCAAGAAACGAAUACGAUCAGUAGGAAUCAGGGUUCAAACGUGAUUCAUUCUUUAAAUUCUCAAAGAAUUGUAGCACAAAGUCCAUUAAGUAACGUUAUAAAACUUGAUGCAAACAAAGUGCCAACAUCUGUUUUAUCAAUGGCAACCGUAAGGCCACCGACUGUUUUAGCAAAACUAGAACUUGCGACUUCUCCAACCGUUACUACGAACACGACUAACGUCGCUCCCUUAUUAUUGAAAGCCACAAACGCAGCAGUCUCCGCGAGAUUAAACAAUACAUUUGAGAAAGACACUACGGAACCGCUGAAGCCCUUGGUUGUCCAUAAUCAUGCACGGGAUAAUGAAACUAAACAUGAAGAAAAGAAUAAUUUAAAUAAAUUGAUAGUUGCUGUUAGUGAUACUAUAAAAGAACAAAACGAUUUACUGCCGAAACAAAUAACAUCUCCCGUAGAAAAUAUUUUGAAAUGUGGUACAGACUUUGAAGAAUUGUUAAAAGAUAACACAAACGAAAUAAAAGUUACUAAAGAUCCUGAAAACAAUUUAGAAAUUAAUGUUGGUAAAACUGUAACUUUAAUGACAGGCAGUAAUCAAAAUCGUGAAAAGGAGGUCAUAAAAACUGUGGAUAGUGUCAAAAAGGAAAACCAAACAGAAAUCACUCCAUCUCAAUUUCACUCCAUAUCCUCAUUUUCAAUAAAAGAAGAGAAAAAUAUUACCAAUUCUAACGAGCCCACGACAGUACUGCCUCAUUUGGAAAACAACACAAUACAAACUACGCCCGGAACUGUAGAUAAGGAGGAAGCUGCUAUAUGUGGCAAUGAAAAUAGUUUAAAGAAAAAUGAAACUGAAGAUCCAUUUAAAUUAGAAAAUGUAAUUAAAUCAGAUGGCGACAUGAUUCACAAAAUGGUGCCUGAAGAUUCUAAAGAAAAUUCUAAUUGUUCCAUAAAAAACGAUGAGAAUGAUUCAUGGAGUGCCAAAGAUGUAAACAUCGAAUCAGUAAUAAAAAAGGUUGAAUCUUUAUGUAAUGAAAUAGUUGAGACGAAUGAUAGCAUAAACGAAAUUAAAGAAUAUAGUGAUUCUGUAAAAAUGGAUUUAACAUCGUCAGAAAAUUUAUCCUUCCAUACUCCUCAUAUAAAAUCAACUUCACUAGAUUGUAAGAAUGUUCAUAUUGAAACACCUAUAGAUAUUAAAAAAUCAGAAGACACCAUCACAGAUAAAAUUAUACCUACUGUAACUGCUAAAAGAGGGGGACGAAGUGUAAGAGGCAAAAGAUUAGACAAAAACCAAGAUAGAGUACAAACGCGUCAAAUUUCCAAACCAGCGAGAGGAACUGGCUCAGUCAAACGAGGUAGAGGCAGAGCUAAGGUAGACAAGAAAGUAAAAAGUUUAGUAAAUAAUAGCUCAAGUGCAAUGCCUGGUGAUGUGUAUGAUUUUCAUGAAGAUUCUGGAGAUGAAGCUGCGUCGUCACCGAAUAAAACGGAAACACGACCAAGGCUGAUUUUAACCAUAAAAAGUCCACUGUCAGGUAAUUCUACAAUGACGGCGACUUCUACUCUCAGCAUAACACAAAAAGAUCAGAUGAAAUGCCUCGAUAAAAAUAAAGAGGACAAAAGUGAAGAAUUUGUUUCACCGUCGCCUAAUACGCGUAAAUCUAGAAGACUUCAGGAGAAAGACGUACAGCGCAGUACUGUAGACGACAUAAUUGAGGAUGUCAUAAAAGGCCCUACGGGUCAAUUCAAAACUGGGAAGGAAACAAAUAAAAAGAGACCAAUUAGACAGGCGGCCAAUAAAGCAAACCAAGAUAAGACGCCGGGGUUCGAUACUCGCAAAUCGCCGCGAGGAGUAAAACGUACCAGAGAUCGAAGUCUGUCGGAUGCGUCUGUCGACAGCGGAGAUGAAAGACCUAUCAGGGAAUGUACUAAGGAUGCAAAAACACCGCGUCUUGAAGAACCAACACUGGAAUCCGAACCUGCUGCCACUUUGCGACCAGCUCCGAGUAUACAUACACCGCCGUCUCUGCCCGUAACAAUGGCUACAACCACACCGACGCCUGCAGCUGUAUCGGCGCCAGUUCAUGCGCCUGUACCCACACCUACACUCACGCCUACGCCGAUUACCAAACCGCCUAAGAAAAUGAUAUCUGAGAUCAGCGCUAAGCUGGCGGGCGCAUUUGACGCUGUCCUCGCAGUCAACCCCGCAGAGCGUGCGCCGAGCGAAGCGCCCGCGUCGCCUUUGGCGCAGGGCGGAGGUGGCGAGGCGGCGCGCGCGCGGCGGCUCGCCGACGCCGUGCCCGGCGCGCUCGUGCCCGUCGGCGCCACCGAGGCUUCGGACGCACGCGUGCAGUCGCCCGCGCUGCCGCACCGCCCGCCCUCUGCGCCGUCCACGCCCGCCAUGCACCGGCCCGCCGAUCGUGCCACGCCACUACUCAUCCGCUCCGUGCCGCGCGGCCCGGGUCGGCCACCCGACCGGCCGGCGGACGAGCGAGCGCCUACCAGCCUGUUCGACGAGCGAGGCGUGGACGGCGACGGCGCGGUGGGCGGCGGCGCGGCGGGCGCGCUGGCGGCGGCGGGCGCGCGCGCCUUCCGCGGCUACGCGGCCACGGCCAGCCUGCCGCGCGGCGCGCACCACCCGCCACACCCGCCGCCCGACCACCACCUCAAGCAGGUGGCCGUCGUCGGCCCGCAGCAGCAUCACCACCACCCGAGUGCCGCAUCCAGAGUCACAAUUGCAAAUGUACCGUCGAUAAGCCCGCAAGGCCAGAUGGGAAUGGGCGAAGCCAUGUACCCACACUUCUCUCAUCAACAUUAUCAGAUGUAUCAACAGCAUUUCCGCGCCACCCAGCAUGAGAGUCGAGCUACUCCUUCACCAUAUACUCGGUCGCUAGAGGCGGAAGGCUCGGAAGCCCCGACGCCGCCGCUGGAGCUGCGGCGGCCGCCGUCCGCGCGCGUGCCCGAGCCCGGCGAGCUGGCCUACCGCCGCGCGCCCGAGCUGCUGCGCCGCGCGCCCGCGCCGCUGCCGCGCUCGCCGCCGCCCGCGCACUGCUCGCGCCUGGCGCCCGCGCUGCCGCCCGCGCUGCCGCCGCACGCCGGCCCGCCGCACGCCUCGCAGGUGCCGCGCGAGGCCGACUCGCUGCAGAUGCUGCUCCGGCGCUACCCGGUCAUGUGGCAGGGGUUACUCGCACUGAAGAACGAUUCCGCAGCUGUCCAGAUGCACUUCGUAGGCGGCAACCCGGGCGUAGCGGGGGAUACCCUCUCGCGACACGCCGACGGCUCCACCCCGCUGUUACGUAUCGCACAGCGUAUGAGAUUAGAACAACCGCAGCUAGAUCAGGUGCAUCGCAAAAUGAAGAUGGAAAACGAGCACUGCAUGUUGCUGGCACUGCCGUGUGGUCGCGACCAUAUGGAUGUGUUACAACAAUCUACCAACUUAACUGCAGGAUUUAUAACGUACUUACAACAAAAACAAGCCGCGGGUAUAGUCAACAUUGCACCUCCCGGGCAUCACCAGGCUAUGUUUACGGUUCACAUCUUUCCAUCGUGUGAAUUUGCCAACGAAAAUUUAAACCGUAUAGCGCCAGAUCUUAUGCAUCGUGUUGCUGACAUCGCACAUUUACUCAUUGUUAUAGCUACCGUGUAAGGCAUGCUGUAUUUUUGCAAUAAACCGGCACCAGAGCCAACAAGUAUAAGAGACAUUCUUGUAGAUGACUUUAUAAACUCAGACUAGAGUUCCAAGACAUUUGCAUAUACCGGACUAGACACAUUUAUACCUAAAACAAUUUGCUUCAAUAUUGUAAUGUGACAAAACCGUCAUCGAUAGUCGAUUCGAUAAUUUUAAGAAAGCAUUGUAUAUACGGCCAGGUUGUGAAAUUUUUAACUUCAUUUUAUUGUAGCAAUAGAUCGACCUGGUAGAAAAAAAUCUUUGAGUUUUUGGUCAUAUUCCGAAUGACAAAAAUUCCUAGGAAUUGAUUUGUAAUACCUCUGAAAAAUUGAACUCGUGGUUAUAUUAUGUAACGUCAGUUUAUUUAUUGUUACUGCGUAUUGCGUCGUCUCUGACGUCGCGGCGACUCCACAGGCGCCUGUAAAAAGUCUCACCUAGUUAGAUAAGCAGCCGUCACUUAAUUUUAGUACUAGAUGUAAGUUAUAGCUUAUUUGUAAAAUACUUUUGUUAUGGUCGACUGGGUUCGACGAUAUUCGGAGUUUAAAUUUUUAAAAAAUAAUAAUAGAUGGCAAAGUCAGUUGAUAAAGUAUAUUUAAUUUUGGGUUCCGAUUAGAUGAGUGGCAAUCUAUCGAGCAUUUUUAUUAUUAGUGUAAAUUGUUAUUUUGUUUUAAGCGAAUUAGGUCUAAAGUAAUUUAAAUUUUGUAAAUAUGGAAACUAUCCGUACUAAAGUUCGAUUUCGCUUAGGUCAUUACGGUAGGUAAUGGAAAACUCAUGAAUACUGGGUCGAAUGAUUACUGUUAACAUGUAAAAAUCAAUCAUAAUUAAGUAAUUAAGUUAAAUAAGAUAGUAAGGGAAAAAUACAUGUGGAAAAUAAACUGUGAUUCUGACUUUUUAAUGUAGACUAGGUAGCCCUAUUUUAUGGAGCAUAGAGAGCAGUGUUUGCUAUUAAGCGGAAGCACACUUUGGCGUGUAUGGCCUCGCCUUAAGCGAUAUCAGAAUUAUGUUCAUUAUGUCUUUAUGACAAUUUGUCGAAUAUAGUUUAUACCAAAUAUGCGGAAUCGCUUCUCUGUGGCGUUUAAUAGAGCUGCGUUAUUAGAAAACUCGUGGUCAGAGAUAGGCGACUUAAUUAUUAACUAGCAAUAUCAAAAACAAUGAGGUCAGGAAUGUUUUAAUAUAACCCUAUGUAAACAAUAAUAUUCUGUUAAAUUUUGAGUCCAUGCAAUGUCAUAAUGCUUAAACUACUUUGCAUAUUUAGUCAUAAAUUUCAUUAUAUUGCAAAUGUAAACAUGUGUAAAUACCUGACAAAUAUAAACUAUUUCGAUAAAUAGUAAAUUGGCUAUCCCAGCGAUUAAUAACUGUAUAUCGGCGUAUUACAAUUUUUUCAUGCUUUAUAACAUUUCAAAAAUUCCAUAUUUGAAGAUAUUUUGCUGUUAUAAAGCGUGAAACUAUACUCAGGGCGUGGCAACAUACAAUAAAAAAAUACGUGAUAAAAUAAUUAUAAGGGUUAUUUUAGAACGUUAUUACUUAAUCUUUUCUAUUUAUAUAAAAUUCGAUAUAUUCUCAGUUCCACUGAUUUUCAAUUAUUUGUAAAAGCACCUGUAAAUCUUUAUGGGUAGUAUACCACAAAAAAAUAUAACUGUAAAAGUAAACCAUUCAGUUGUGCAUGCCUUCCGGUUGAAUGGUACAAUCGCACUUGUUUUGCGAUACGGGCCCGCCUUCUUCAGUGUUAACGUAUUCGGAUCUCAUUGCUGCUUUAAUUGCGGGCCGCCGCUCAGGUUAUUCUCUACUUGUACUCGCCAUCCUCAUUUGCCGCUGUUCAUCUGCUUAAUAUAGGGAACAGUCCUUCAUUAGGGUUUUAUUUAUUAUAUUAGAAAUGCUGUAUUAGAUUCGUUAAUUAUCAUUAAAUCUAUACUACAGAAUUAUGAUUUACUGGUUUAGUUAUUGACAUUACAAUUUGAAACUAACAAUAUUGUACUUCUCAUAAUUUUGCCACUUUCCGUUUCCAGUAGCAGGCAUCUCGGAUAACUUGCAUUAAUGGUAAUAGUUAGAUAAUUGUGCGACUGUGCUGUCGUACGUAAAAAUAAAGUACAAAAUAUUUUAUGUAUUGUAAUUUUAUAAUGUACGAUAUUAACUUAUAGCACAGGUAAUAUUAUUAUUACGUAUAUUCUUUUUAAGGUUUAAAACUAGAAUGUAAAGUAUAAUAAUUAUAUUGUUUGUCAUAUUUCCGUCGCAAACAGUUCUUAACUUGGCUAGGAGGAACACUAACGAACUCAUCACUUCGUCCAUUAAUUUUAAAAUAUCUAUAAUUUUACUAGCAGACAGAUGCCCAAUGAUGUAAACUCUAAAGAACCUUAUUUGAACACCUUAUAAAGGAGUUCAGUGUAAAUAAGUCUUCAUAAAAAUGUAGUUGAUAUGACGGUAUUUAGACACGUUAUUACAAGAAAAACUAUGGUAUAAGAGACAUAUGAGAAUUAUAAAUGAAUAAUUUAUUGCGGUAAAAGUAUUUUUUUUCUUUGUAGUGUUUGGGGUGUAAUUACUAAGUAAGCAGUUCCUCAAUUAGUUAAUUCCGUCGAGCUCUAAAGACUUGAGUUCGACGUUGACUUUACUUAACAUUUUAAUAGUAGGCAAAGGAAGCUGACUUACUAGUAAUUACAUCACUUUUUUGUAAGCUAUUAAAAUGUCAAUUAUUAAUAGUUAAUAAUAUCCUGGAAUAUUUUCAUAUUCUGUUAAUAAAUAUAUAUUAUUCCUUUAAAGAAAUAGUCUGAUGGUGGCUUAAGCCAUGCUUAGUUACGCGUAUCUGCAUGUGAGAAGUAUAAUAUAGUUUUUUUAUUCGAAUUUUGAGCUAAUCUCACUUUAUUGUGUCUUGAAGCUGGUAUAUUGAGGACACAUUAACGUCGGAUUUUCUUACAUUAUCAUUGAAACUUUUUUUCUGUUAUCAAGCAUGAAGUGGUUAUAUGAGGAUGGAAUGUCUAAUACUUCGGGUCUCCUUUGCUAGCAACUGUUGUUGGUGUGCGAGAUGAUAGUUUAAAUAUUUGUAAAAAUAACAUUUGAUCUCAAGUGUGCAGCAAAAGUGAAAGUGAGUUAGGAUGUUGUAGAACAACAGUCGCGUGCGGACGCGACCCGAUGCCAGUGUGCUCGAUGUUGGUUAUGUUUCUAACAGAGCGUACGUAUAGAAAAAAUAUUGUGAUCAUAAUUAUAUUAUAGUUUUAAUGCUAGGCUGUAGAGGUAACUGUAUAUUUUGUACAUAUUGAAAAUAGUAUUGUAACUUUACUUCCCUUAUCCAAACAACCCAGACUCCUGUGUGUUAUGUACCUCCUACCUACCAAUACUAUUAAAAAAAUAUUACAUAAA
This is a messenger RNA of Trichoplusia ni (cabbage looper), 15944 nucleotides long. RefSeq names its product protein split ends (gene spen). Gene Ontology annotation, cellular component: nucleus. Lineage: Eukaryota; Metazoa; Arthropoda; Insecta; Lepidoptera; Noctuidae. The record is from RefSeq and is a predicted model, not a curated record. Gene Ontology annotation, biological process: regulation of transcription by RNA polymerase II. The transcript is spliced from 16 exons. Gene Ontology annotation, molecular function: mRNA binding. Bases 318 to 12572 code for a protein of 4084 amino acids.